CCCAAAUCGUACAAGCGGCAGCAAGUUUGUGAUUAUAUGGGUCUUGUUUAUUAUGUUUGGUCUAUAUGCAGCAAAUUGAUUUCACGAUUUGCAUGCCAGAUAUAAUAGUUUGCAAGUGUAUGUAAAACGAAAUAUUGAGCUUUGCAAUGAAUAAUCCACGGCCAUUUAAAGUUUGGAGCAGUGAUCGUAACAACAAGAAGUCAGUGACAGCAUCAUCUCUGGAAGAAUUAGUUAAAAAAGGCAAACUAAAGCUUGGUUUGCCUGACACUGAAAAUGUACGUCUGGUUUUGGAUGAAGAUGGGACAGAAGUGGACGAGGAAGACUAUUUCACAUUUCUGCCCCACAAUUCAACUCUCUUGAUGCUGAGGCCAUCAGAAAAAUGGCGUCCCCAAGGAUCAGAAGACUUUGCUCGAGAUGAGCCCGACUUCAUGGCGAUGGAAGGUGUUCUGUCAGAGCGAGUCAAGCAGCUCGUGUUGAGUCUGCAGAAAGACGUGUCUCACAUCAUCACAUUCUCCAACGAUGAUCUACAGCAAAUAGUUGAUGUUCCCACUGAGAGUCUGUCGGCUCUGCUGCAAGACACGGAGAGCUACGCUAGGGCUCUGCAAGACUCGUGUCAGCGCCACCUGGAUGAACGCACACAGACAACAGAGGCUAUUGACUUGUUACGGCUAUACCACAAGGCGAGACAAGUCAGCCCAUAUGUGGAGAAUGAUCCCAGUAAGAAGAGAAAAGCAGACAAUCUUUAAACAUUCAUCACAAACCCGUCCACCAUCUCAGCUGUCCCCAUCCUCAUUGAAAGUAUUUUUUAUCAUUAAUAAGACAGGUGUUUAGUUUUUUUUACUAAAUAAUGUUUUACUUUAAAUCUGAAGUCUCAAGUGUAUUUUAUGUUUUACUUUAAAUCUGAAGUCUCAAGUGUAUUUUAUUAGUUUUACCUUUUAAAAUAAAUCAUAUGAUUUACAUUCAUUUUCAUAUCAUCUCACGCCAUUUUUCAAUAUCAUUUGGCUACACUCACUAAUCCACAUCACUUGAAACACUGAGAAGUAGAACUGCAAAUGCUGCAGUUGCCCUCCUUACUAAGUUGCCAUGGUGCUAAAUAAAAUUGGACAUUCAGGGCCAUACCCAGAUCAAAAUCCUGGGGGGGGGUGGGGAACUGCUUUUUAUAAACAAAUGAAACACUAUACAAAUUAAACCGUGAGAUGUGUAUGCUAUUUUCUGGAGUUAAAAAAAAGUAAGAUUCUUGGGGG
This is a messenger RNA of Gigantopelta aegis, 1244 nucleotides long. Its product is annotated as DNA fragmentation factor subunit alpha-like. Gene Ontology annotation, biological process: apoptotic process; regulation of apoptotic process. The transcript has 5 exons. Bases 147 to 746 code for a protein of 199 amino acids. Lineage: Eukaryota; Metazoa; Mollusca; Gastropoda; Neomphalida; Peltospiridae. The record is from RefSeq and is a predicted model, not a curated record.